UAGUCCAACUACACUACUCUGUUUGAACUCCACUGCUGUCUGAACAACGGCUCUCUCUCUCUUCUAUUACACAACUUUCUAUACUACUUUCAAAGUAAAGUCUUCUCCUUUUCAAAAUACACACCACCCCACCCUCGUCUUUCUCACUUCGUGCUUGACAUUUCAUUAUUAUGGAUUUUCCAUUUGUAAGAACUUUAAUCAUCUUAAUUACUUCUACCCUAACCCCACCAUUUUCUUCAUUAUAGCUUUACUCUUUCAAGAUCUGUCUUGAUUGGUAAACUUGCUACUACUCCACUAUACACUUGAUACUUAGUCCCGAACUCAAGGACUAGUAGACUACUCUUCCAAAGUGAAAAACUAAGCUCAAAUCUGCAUUUUUAAUCAAGAAAUCAAAAUGGGUCUGCGGAUUUUGAUCUUUUUUGCUCUGUUUGCGACGACCAUUUUCAGCAAAAGCUCUCUUUCGCUCACCCCAGAUGGUUUUUCUUUAUUGGAAAUGAGAACCGUUUUGAAUGACACCAAAAAUGUUUUGAGCAAUUGGAAUUAUUCAGAUGAGUCACCUUGUGGGUGGACUGGCAUUUCUUGUCACCCCAAUGACCAAAGAGUUCAAUCUAUCAACUUACCUUAUAUGGAACUGGGAGGAAUUAUAGCUCCCAGCAUAGGAAAACUCACCAGACUGCAGAGAUUGGCACUUCACGAAAACAGUCUGCACGGUGUGAUUCCUAAUGAGAUUGGCAAUUGCUCUGAACUCAGAGCUAUAUACCUCAGGGCAAACUAUCUUCAAGGAGGCAUACCAUCAGACAUUGGAAAUCUUUCAAUGCUGACCAUAUUAGACUUAUCAAGCAAUUCACUUAGGGGUGCGAUACCUUCUUCUCUUGGUCGUCUCAGACACCUUCGUCAUCUCAACUUGUCAACCAAUUUCUUCUCGGGUGAGAUUCCUGAUGUUGGAGUUCUAAGCACUUUCGGAAACAAGUCGUUUAUUGGCAACUUAGAUCUCUGUGGCCAACAAGUCGCCAAGCCCUGCAGAACAUCAAUGGGAUUCCCUGUAGUAUUGCCUCAUGCUGAAAGUGAUGAGGCUGCAGUCCCUACUAAGCGAUCCUCUCACUAUGUUAGAGCAGCAGUUAUUGGUGCAAUAUCUACAUUGGGUUUCGUACUCAUUGUCCUCUUUAUUUUCCUCUGGGUUUGGUUGUUGUCUAAGAAGGAAAGGGCAGCGAAAAAAUACACAGAAGUCAAGAAACAAAUUUACAAAGAGCCAAGUGCCAAGCUUAUUACUUUCCACGGCGAUCUCCCUUAUCCUUCAUGUGAGCUAAUAGAGAAGAUUGAAUCCCUUGAUGAGGAAGAUGUUGUUGGGGCAGGAGGGUUCGGUACUGUGUAUCGUAUGGUUAUGAAUGAUUGUGGAACAUUUGCUGUUAAAAGGAUAGACCGGAGUCGUGAAGGCUCUGAUCAAGUCUUUGAGAGAGAGCUUGAAAUCUUGGGUAGCAUCAAACACAUUAAUCUAGUCAACCUUCGAGGUUACUGCCGGCUUCCUACUGCAAGGCUUCUCAUCUACGAUUACUUGGUCAUGGGAAGCUUGGACAAUUUCCUGCAUGAACGUGUGGAUGAUCGUUUGUUGAACUGGAAUGCACGUUUGAAAAUAGCUCUUGGUUCUGCUAGAGGGGUAGCCUACCUACACCAUGACUGCUCUCCUAAAAUAGUUCAUCGAGAUAUUAAAUCAAGCAAUAUACUCCUUGAUGAGAACCUAGAGCCUCGUGUUUCGGACUUUGGACUUGCCAAGCUUUUGGUUGAUGAGGAAGCUCACGUUACAACUGUGGUUGCUGGUACUUUUGGUUAUUUAGCACCAGAGUACUUGCAAAGUGGAAGAGCCACAGAGAAGUCUGAUGUGUAUAGCUUUGGAGUUCUCCUCUUAGAGCUUGUGACAGGGAAAAGGCCAACAGAUCCAUCUUUCGUGAAUCGAGGCCUAAAUGUGGUUGGCUGGAUGAAUACCUUGCUGAAGGAGAAUAGACUGGAAGACAUUCUAGAUAAGAGGUGCACAGAUGCAGACGUAGAGACGGUAGAAGCAAUUCUAGAAAUAGCUGCAAGAUGCACUGAUGCAAAUCCAGAUGAUAGACCUUCAAUGCAACAGGUGCUGCAAUAUUUGGAGCAAGAGGUCAUGUCACCAUGCCCCAGUGAUUUCUACGACGAGUCUCAUUCAGAUUAUUCGUGAUGUAUUGAAUAGUUUUAUGUGACCAAAAUAUUUAGAAAACACAUUGCAGGCUGAUGCUUAAAUGUGUAAUCUGCCAUUGCACAGACUGUAUGCUCCUCACUUUUGGAGCACUGUAGCCGUUCUUACUAAUGUUCCCUGUGCAUUACUUGC
Molecule: messenger RNA, 2350 nt
Organism: Nicotiana attenuata
Lineage: Eukaryota; Viridiplantae; Streptophyta; Magnoliopsida; Solanales; Solanaceae
Product: LRR receptor-like serine/threonine-protein kinase FEI 2
Exons: 13
Coding region: 395-2200 (601 amino acids)
Biological process (GO): protein phosphorylation
Molecular function (GO): protein kinase activity; protein binding; ATP binding
Source: RefSeq, a predicted model, not a curated record